AUGGAAGACUACAUUACCUACGCAGGUAUCGUUAACCGCGAGUGUGAGCGUUUUAAACUUGCAUCCAUGACCGAGACACAGUUCAAGUGUCUCAUGUUUAUUUGUGGUCUACAAUCUCCGCCAGACGCGGACCUCUGCACACGUCUUCUCACCAGACUGGAGCAAGACCCAGGCAUAACGUUGCAGAAAAUGGCUGAGGAAUGUCAGCGCCUGCUCAAUUUGAAGCAUGAUUCCCGUAUGGUUGAACAGCUGCAGAUCAACAUGGCAGAUGUCAGACCGGUCAGAGCAUACAAACAGGAGUUCAAAAAGCCACCAACAGCAUGUUGGAACUGUGGCGCAUGGCACUACGCCUCACAGUGCACUUUUCGCCGACAUCGGUGCAAUCAGUGUCAGCGCUUUGGUUACAAAGAUGGUUUCUGCAAGCCACGCAACUCAACUAUAGCUGACAAUUCCAACAAACGGUUUCCGAAACCACCGCAGAAGGCUAGUCGCAGCAUUGUUGCUAGCUAUCAAGUCAAUGCGACAUCGCGAAGACGCUAUCUAACAGUGAGUGUAAACGGGUAUCCCGCGACUCUCCAGGUAGACACAGGAUCGGACAUCACGAUUAUUUCGCAAACGAUUUGGGAAUCCAUCGGACGUCCUCCAGUUAUGCCCACUCAACAGACAGCCCUCAGUGCAUCCGGAACAACUCUCGGUUUGGUUG
This is a messenger RNA of Dicrocoelium dendriticum, 703 nucleotides long. NCBI's taxonomy places the organism in Eukaryota, Metazoa, Platyhelminthes, Trematoda, Plagiorchiida, Dicrocoeliidae. The record is from the annotation of a GenBank genome assembly.